UAACGCGGCUUCACACUGUCUUCUCUUUCUUGAUCAUCCAAACCUCCGCUCAUACCGUCUCAAGAUGGCACCAAAGAAGGCCAAGAGGAGGCAGGCAGCAGACGGUGGCUCCUCCAACGUGUUCUCCAUGUUUGAGCAGAGCCAGAUUCAGGAGUACAAGGAGGCUUUCACAAUCAUUGACCAGAACAGAGAUGGUAUCAUCAGCAAAGAUGACCUGAGGGACGUGCUGGCCUCACUGGGCCAGCUGAAUGUGAAGAGUGAGGAGCUGGAGGCCAUGAUCAAGGAGGCCAGCGGCCCCAUCAACUUCACCGUCUUCCUCACCAUGUUUGGAGAGAAGCUGAAGGGUGCUGACCCCGAGGACGUUAUUCUUAGCUCCUUCAAGGUCCUGGACCCCGAGGGUACUGGAACCAUCAAGAAGGAAUUCCUCGAGGAGCUCCUGACCACCCAGUGCGACAGGUUCUCCAAGGAUGAGAUUAAGAACAUGUGGGCCGCCUUCCCCCCAGAUGUUGCCGGCAACGUAGACUACAAGAACAUCUGCUACGUCAUCACACACGGAGAGGAGAAGGAGGAGUAA
Messenger RNA from Xiphias gladius (swordfish), 574 nucleotides. It is a transcript of the gene mylpfa, whose product is annotated as myosin light chain, phosphorylatable, fast skeletal muscle a. The record is from RefSeq and is a predicted model, not a curated record. The transcript is spliced from 7 exons. Gene Ontology annotation, molecular function: calcium ion binding. Gene Ontology annotation, cellular component: cytoplasm. NCBI's taxonomy places the organism in Eukaryota, Metazoa, Chordata, Actinopteri, Istiophoriformes, Xiphiidae. Gene Ontology annotation, biological process: skeletal muscle tissue development. Bases 65 to 574 code for a protein of 169 amino acids.